Lethenteron reissneri (Far Eastern brook lamprey) is the source of this 6116-nucleotide messenger RNA. Its product is annotated as acyl-CoA 6-desaturase-like. The record is from RefSeq and is a predicted model, not a curated record. Gene Ontology annotation, cellular component: membrane. Gene Ontology annotation, molecular function: oxidoreductase activity, acting on paired donors, with oxidation of a pair of donors resulting in the reduction of molecular oxygen to two molecules of water. Lineage: Eukaryota; Metazoa; Chordata; Hyperoartia; Petromyzontiformes; Petromyzontidae. Gene Ontology annotation, biological process: lipid metabolic process.
GACUCUUUGCCCUGUUCACGGUCUUCAUAAAAACCUCGCAGAUCUCCCCACAGGCUCAGAGACCUGCACCUUGAGUCCAACUCGGAAGGGUUUCUCGACUCCGGAGGACGAGGAUUCACCACCACCACCGCCACUAACACAGCAGAGGCGGCUAAGCAGCAGCAGCAGCAUCAGCAUCAGCAGCAGCGAGCCAUGGGUCGCGGCGGGCAGCAGAGUGGAGCGACUUGUGGAGGGGCUCCCUGCUCCCCAACAUCCAAGGGGGGGCAGCAGCAGCAGCAGCAGCAAACCACCAACGGGGUCUCUGACGAAGCACCCCCAGGAUCAGCGAGCGUCCAGAAUGGAGAUGCCGGUGGGGGGGUCGGUGCAGCAGCAGCAGCAGCAGCAUCCAUGGCUGCAACAGCAUCGAAGACGUCUUCGACGUUUGGCGGAAUUUCUCAACAACGAGCCACCACCAUCACUCGAUCGUCAUCAUCGUCCGCAUCGUCCUGCGAGAAAUCGUUAGGACCAUCAUCAGCAGCACCACCACCAUCAUCAUCAUCACCAUCAUCGACGUCUCCUCGUCUCUGGACCUGGGAGGAGGUCUCGCAGAGGAGCGGAGGUCGCCACGGGGAGCCUCGUUGGCUCGUGGUGGAGCGGCGCGUCUAUGACGUCACCAAGUGGGGGGCCCGGCAUCCGGGGGGGCCGCGACUCCUGGCGCACUACGCCGGGGAGGACGCCACGGACGCGUUCCGGGCCUUCCACCCGAAUCUGUCGCUCUCCCAGAAAUACCUGAAGAUGUUCUACAUCGGGGAUCUGGCACCAGACGAGCCCAGUCAAGACAACGGCAAGAAGCGUGAGCUCGUGGAGGACUUCCAGAGGUUGCGAGCAACGGCUGAGACCAUGGGCCUCUUCCGGGCCUCCGCCUCCUUCUUCUCGCUCUACCUGGGCCACAUCAUUCUCCUCGAGGUGCUGGCCUGGGGCCUCCUGGCCUUCUUCGGUACCGGCUGGGUGCCCACAGUCCUCGUCACCAUCAUCCUCGCCACGUCGCAGGCCCAGGCUGGCUGGCUGCAGCACGACUUCGGGCAUCUGUCGGUGUUCCGCUCGUCACGCUGGAACCACCUCCUCCACAAGUUCAUCAUCGGCCACCUGAAGGGCGCCUCGGGCAGCUGGUGGAACCACCGCCACUUCCAGCACCACGCCAAGCCCAACGUCUUCCGCAAAGACCCCGACGUCAACAUGCUGCACGUGUUCGUGCUGGGACGCACGCAACCCGUGGAGUACGGAGUCAAGAAAAUGAAAAUCCUUCCUUACAAUCAACAGCACAAAUACUUCUUUCUAAUCGGGCCACCCCUUCUCAUCCCCGUGUACUUCCACAUGCAAAUCAUCAGCACGAUGUUCAAGAGGAGAGACUGGGUGGACCUGGCGUGGUCGGUCACCUACUACAUCCGCUACUUCCUCACCUACACUCCCUUCUACGGCCUCCUGGGAGCCAUGGCUCUCAUCUUCGUGGUCAGGGUGAUCGAGAGCCACUGGUUCGUGUGGGUGACACAGAUGAACCACAUCCCUAUGGACAUCGACCACGAGAAGCACAAGGACUGGACCACGAUGCAGCUGGAGGCCACGUGCAAUGUGGACCAAUCGUUCUUCAACGACUGGUUCAGCGGCCAUCUCAAUUUCCAGAUAGAGCACCACCUCUUCCCCACGAUGCCGCGUCACAACUACCACAAGAUUUCUUCGCUCGUCAAGUCGCUCUGCAGCAAACACGGCCUGGACUACCAGAGCAAGCCGCUCAUCACCGCGUGCGUCGACGUCGUUCGCUCGCUGAGAGCGUCUGGGGAGCUGUGGCUGGACGCUUACCUGCACAAGUGAGAUGGUGGUGGACGAUUGUGGGAGACAACAACCACCAUCAUCAUCAUCCACUACCAUCCGCAACAACCACCACCACAACCACCACCAUUCACCACCAACCCCACUGUUUAUACGCAGAGCACACACACACACACCUCUGAUGCAAUAUUGAAGCCCAGACGUCCUCCUCACACUCACCCCACGCAGCACAGUACGCACUGUACGCAGCACAUAACGCACUGUACACCGCACUGUACACAGUACAGAUACAGUGCGCACGCAGUACACACAUAGUACACAUGCACACACACCGACACACCACGCACAGACACUCCACGCACCACACUCGUACCAAACAGCGCGUUCACAGCACCCACACUCACCUCCGAUUGGCAGAGUUGCCUAGGGUACGGUGCGAAAAAAGAUCAACACACACCAACACAAAAGAUCCCCGGCGUAGCCUUUAACAGACUUGUUUGGGGGGGGGGGGGCAAGUGCUGUUAGCGAGCACACGAGGUGGUGGGUGGCCCGGCCGCCUUUGUCUCCCCGAGUGGCGAUGUUUUCACACCGCACCAGGGACUAAUUUAAGGCUGAGUCGACCUAGGCGGAGGCGCAGGACCUGUUCCGAUAUAGUCGUCACGAGUGCUGGCGGUGGCUGCGAGAGCGGGAAUCGAACCCCGGGUCCUCCAGGUUCGCAAGCGGAGCGCGCGAGCCCGUGACGACACUAAACCACGCCCACACCACGCACACCUGACCUCUACGUCACAGCAGAGGUCGCAACCGGGUACCCGAUACCCGUACCCUACCUGAUACCCGGCUACCCGUACCCGGCCGGGUACGGGUACCCGUUUGCGACCCUGGUGCGGCCGGGUACGGGUACGGGUAGGCCGUGAGUCACUGGUGAGUAACCGUUUGUCACUCAUUUUCCAACGUCUUGUCUCUUCUCCCAAUUCAAGUUCCUAGAAUCAACCCACCCGCGCCUGCAACAUGGCUUCAUUCCAGAAGUCGCAAUCAGGUACCCGAUACUCGUACCCUACCCGUACCCGGCCGGGUACGAGUACGGGUACCCGUUUGCGACCCUGGUGCGGCCGGGUACGGGUAAGGAAUCAAAACCCAUUUGCGACCUCUACGUCACAGAGACACACGCACACACAUCCACGUGACUUCCGCUACCUUCACCCCUCCAAGGAAAUCCGCAUGGGGAACUUUUUUUUAGUUAUUUUUUUUGUUUUGGUACAGAAAACGUCGGGGCGGCGAGCGUUUAUGCCGCCCGGGACUUUUAACGCUCCGAUAGCGCGGCACGCAGCGUUAGCCCCAUUGAGCAAUCCCCUCCGCCUUGCUAAUAGUCGGGGAAAAUCCUCGAUGUAGGCCCGCUGGGGCGUUACUUGUGGGGACUCGCGGCUUCAAAUGAACGGUGCCGAUCAUUGCAACGUCUUCUCAUUUGCAGCGUCACAUUAUUCAUUCGGCCAAUCGAGACGGCCAUAGCGAUGUUGGCUGAUCGGGUUGCCAUGUUAAAUCGUUGACCAAUCGGUGGAUGGUGUUUGAUUGGCAGUCGAGACGGCCGUGGUGAUAGCUCUUGAUAGGGUCUCUGUGUUAAAUCGUCAAGCAAUCGGAAGACGGUGUUUGAUCGGCCAAUCGAGAUGGUCAUGGUGAUAAAUGUCAAUCGGGUCGCUGUGUUAAAUCGUCGACCAAUCGGAAGACGGUAUUGAAUCGACCAAUCGGGAUGGCUGUGGUGAUAUUGGCCCAUCGGGUCACUGUGUUAAAUCUUCGACCAAUCGGAAGACGGUGUUUACUCAGCUACUCUGCUCAGAUGUGAUGCCGUGAAAUUGAUGGCCGUGUUCAACUAUCCAAUCACACGGCAGCGUGCCACUGGCCAAUCAGAAGACGACAGUGUUGAAUUGGCCAAUUUUGUAUGGCCCUUGGCGAUAUCUUUGGCCAGUGGGUUCACUGCGUGGCAUUGAAUCGACCAAUCGGAGCGACGGGCUGCAUUUUUAAUUGUUCAAAAUAUCGUGACAGCGAUGUGGACAGCAGCGAAUCGGAGAAAAGCAUUUGAAUUGGGUCAUGCUCAUGCCUAUCAGGAUGGGCCAAUCAGAUUGUAGCAUUUUGCGCGCGUUCACUCUCGAUGGUUUGGUAGUGUUGAUAGUGGGCCCACUGUAGUUGAAGGUUAGGUUGGAGCCCACGUAUUAAAUAUGGCCAGAAUCGUUGUGCAAUUGGCCAGCCUAUUCAUCUCUCUCUCUAUUCAUAUCUGCCCUCCCCCCCAACCUUUAUAUGGUGCUUGGUAAGCUGAGUGUGUGGAUGGGUGGGGUGCCCUGAUGUGGUGGCUCUGGCUGGGCCAGUUAUUCCACUCUCUCACACACACACGCACACAGAGACCCAAACCAGUUCGACGCUGACUGGUUCCAGGGAGUUGUCGAUUUCAUUUCCCGAAAACCCCCCACUAAGCCUGCUGGCUUCUCGCCACGCGCCCUGGUUAUUUGCCUGCUGUGCCCUUCCAAACGCACCGCACCUGCCUGAUGAUUGUUCAACAUGUCCCACGCGAUAAGAGAGGAGGAUGGCCGAUUGGAGUUCACGACGGAGAGCGGCGUAUGUGUGUGUUUGUGUGUGUGGGGGCUUUCGCCGGUGCUACUCACUAACAGCUCUUGUCCCAAUAGUCUGUUAAAAGCUACAGGGGGAUCUUUGUAUUUUUGGGGAGCGGCGGUGCAGUGGUCAGCGUGCUGCACUGAGCUACGGCCACCACGAUAAUCUGGACUGGUUCUGGGUCCUCACCUAGAUUAACUCAGCCUCAAAUGAGUACCCAGUGCGGAGUAUGUGUAUAGAACAUCGGCACUGGGGCGACAAAGAUGGACAGGCGUGGUGAUGGCAACUUACCCCCCUCGUAUGCUGUGCCAGCCUUUGUAAGUGCUGAUUGCUAACAAUGAGUAUGAGAGUUUGUGAGUGGGUGCGUGAGAGUGAGCGGGUGAGUUUGCGAGUGAGAGUUAGUGAGCAGGUGAGUGAGUCGGUGAGUUUGUAAGUGAGAGUGUGGGCGAGUGAGUGGGUGAGAAUGUGUGUGAUUGGGUGUGUGAGUGUGUAAGUGAGUGUGAGAGUGUGAGUGGGUGAGAAUGUGUAUGAUUGGGUGAGUGUGUGAGUGAGUGUGUAAGUGAGUGUGAGAGUGUGAGCAGGUGAGCGAGUGGGCGAGUGAGUGGGUGAGAAUGUGUGUGAUUGGCUGAGUGUGUGAGUGUGAAAGUGAGUGAGAGAGUGUGAGCAGGUGAGCGAGUGGGCGAGUGAGUGGGUUAUAAUGUGUGUGAUUGGCUGAGUGUGUGAGUGAGUGUGUCUGUGAGUUGGCACAGUGGUGGGCACAGGUGGUUCGCCUGCAAGUCAUCUCAAUCAGUACAACCCAUGACACCUGCAGGGUCUGUUCCCGUGACCACCUCCUCCUGCACCUAGCCUGGCACAGCAGUCAACCCACGGGACCUGCUGGGUCUGUCCCGUGACAUAAUUCCAGCAGCCAGAACCCCGGAGUGCACCUAGCCUGGCACAAGCCGCUGCUGUUUGUUUUUGUUUACCAAUCAUAGGGCUCGUGCGGUGCGCGCAUUUAUGACCGGUGAGGGCGAUCCAUCCGGUGACGGCAAUGUUCGGGGAAUGUUAGGGGGGGAACGUUCGGGAAAAUCUGACUCUACGUCGCUGUCACAGCGAGCGAGCGAACGGUUGACUUUUGUAGGAGCCCGAUAUGAUGAAUUUCGUUAUUGUUUCGUUUUCAUUUGGGUUCAACGAAGAGCGAGGCGAGAGGCCGAUCCCUCUGGUGAUGUUGGCGGCCCGUGGUCGAUCCGAAGGAGGUUGGGGUGGGGUGGGGGGGAGUUCAAAGAUCGCGCGAGGUGGAGAGACAUUCACCCCUCUCCAUCAUCGAUGGCGUGUUCGCGGAGGAAAUGGUUCGGGGGUGGAUUUCCCCCCCCCCCCCCUUUGUUCGAAACGCACGCGCCCACGCACGCGCUCACGCACGCGCUCGUAGAACUGAAAUCCCGUGGUGCGUUUGUGGGUAAAAGCGGCCAUCGACGACGGCGAUGGUUUGAAUUACAGGCAAACAAUGAUAAUUGAUUUUUGAAAGAUGGAAUUCGCGUGACGCUUAAGUUAAUUGUGGCUACGUUGAUGAUUAUGGUGGCGAUGUGGAGAGAGAGGCGCCGGGAUGAGGAGAUGACAGCAGAGGGGACUUGGAGACUAUCUGAGAUAUUCGACCUCGUGGUGUUUAAUCAUUUUACUGUUUUUAGUGCUGUGUGCAAACUUUCAACAAGAGUAAUUAAACUUGGAAAGAUGUG